This is a messenger RNA of Pungitius pungitius (ninespine stickleback), 2536 nucleotides long. Its product is annotated as prolyl 3-hydroxylase 2-like. Lineage: Eukaryota; Metazoa; Chordata; Actinopteri; Perciformes; Gasterosteidae. Gene Ontology annotation, cellular component: endoplasmic reticulum. The record is from RefSeq and is a predicted model, not a curated record. The transcript has 9 exons. Gene Ontology annotation, molecular function: coproporphyrinogen oxidase activity; iron ion binding; L-ascorbic acid binding. Gene Ontology annotation, biological process: collagen metabolic process; porphyrin-containing compound biosynthetic process. The coding region runs from base 1 to 1167 and encodes 388 amino acids.
AUGGCCACGAAGGCGCCCCGAGCCGCCGCGGAGAAGGAACCGCAGGGGGAUAUCUCCGAGAGGUGCCGGGGCUUCAUGUCUCCUCCGGUGACCGAAAUCGGCGUGCUGCAGGAGAGCAGCGGGGAGAUGCGCACGAGGAUGGAGAUGCUCAUCAUGGAGACGCAGGCCGACUUCUGCAACGCCCUGCAGGAGGUGGACGGCGGGACGUUCAAGGUGGACCGGUGGCAGAGAAAUGAAGGUGGCGGAGGGAUCAGCUGUGUGAUGCAGGAUGGAAAGGUGUUUGAGAAGGCCGGAGUCAAUGUGUCCGUGGUGUUUGGGAACCUGACUGAGGAGGCCGCCAAGCAAAUGAGGAGCAGAGGGAAAGCAGGCCUAAAGCUUGAUAAAGACGUGCAGCUGGUGCAGAACUCUGCGGCCCUGAACGGGACCCAGCGGGUGCUGCUGGAUCACGUCAUAUCCGAGGAGGAGUGUUCAGACCUCAGGCGCCUGGCUCACGCCGUCACCAUUGCGGGAGACGGCUACAGAGGGAGGAUGUCGCCACACACCCCCAAUGAGAAGUUUGAAGGGGCCACUGUACUCAAAACCCUGCAGUUCGGAUACGAGGGCAGAGUGCCGAUGAGGAGCGCCCGCCUGUUCUACGACAUCAGCGAGCGAGCGAGACGGGUCAUCGAGUCUUACUUCCUGCUCAACUCCACCCUGCACUUCUCCUACACGCACCUGGUGUGCCGGACAGCCAUCACAGGCCAGCAAGAUCACAGGAACGACCUGAGCCACCCGAUCCACGCCGACAACUGUCUGCUGGACCCCGAGGCCCACGAGUGCUGGAAGGAACCUCCCGCGUACACGUACAGAGACUUCAGUGCACUGUUAUAUCUAAAUGGAGAUUUUGAAGGAGGGGAGUUCAUAUUCACAGAAAUGGAUGCCAAAACCGUCACGGCAUCGGUGAAGCCCUUAUGCGGCCGGAUGGUGGGUUUCUCAUCCGGGGGGGAGAAUCCACACGGCGUGAAGGCCGUCACCAGCGGGCAGCGGUGUGCCGUCGCUCUGUGGUUCACCCUCGACCCGCUCUUCAGAGAACUGGAGAGACUGCAGGCGGACGAGGUGAUCCAGGCGCUGGACACGGAGUCCACGUGGGGCGGAGGCCUCAACAUCAACCCCAAAGAUGAACUGUAGAAGCUGAAGCAAAACGCCUUCAGUCCAAUACGCUUCAAUCUAAUCCUUCUAUAUUUUAACUAUUUAUUGAACCGACCUUGUACUUCUUUACGUGAUACCUCUGGUUUUAUCAAUUUAUAGAUAGACAGACGGACAAAUACAUAUCUAGAUGCUGCCAUGGAUUCCGUGUAGGAUUCCAUGUAAUAUUUUACUACGCUUUGUAGGAGCCAGUUUUAAUUGACAUUGAGUGGAAGAUACCAAAUUGAGCCAGCAGGUGUCACCAUGGUGCACUUGCUUUAUUAGGUGGGAACUUUGAGCCAGGUGGCAGGUGUUGCGAGACGGAGGAGCACACAGUUUUCUCUGUCACAAUACGUGGUUGUAAGUGACAGCUAAAUGGACUCCACAUUGUGCUAAAUAAACCAAAUAUUCAAACACAGAAUCAACGGCGUAAGCGGGUUUAUUUUACCGAACGAAACAUGUGCAGUGGCCAGCGCGUCAAACCCUACUUUUAGCCUGUCUACGCAGCCCCUCAGUGGCUUUAAGUUAGGCUUAGCCGCUACACGCUUAUUAAAUCAUAUUAUCAGUUAUACAUUAUCUUCAUUUCAAAACAUAUUAUUUUUUUAUGUAGCAUCUGAACAGUUUUAUUUCUGGUGGGUUCAUCUAAAUCUCACUAUAAAUCCUCCAUUAUUAAAAAGACAGACUUUGUAAUGAAAAGAAAUCACAUGUAGGCCUAUAUAUCAUUGAACAUCUUCCCACUUAGUCCUUAAGGCAAUUUAUUGAAUAAUAUUUAUGGUCUGCUGCAGUUAAUAACAACUAUUUAAGCUGUGUUCACAACAUAGCAUGAUAAACAACUAAAAUGUUUGUCUCCCUGUGUUCAGCAGACCGGAUAUAAAACAAGUAAAAACGACAUGCUUCGCUGUUGUCGUUUUUUUUGGAAAGUUGCAGAAACGGAUGUUCAUUAAACUGUAUUGAAUGGCCAGAACGAAAUAAUAACGAAAUAAUACCGGAAUAAAUAAAAAAUCCAUAUAUAUAUUUAAUAAAAACGAGAGCACGUAGAAACACGCACGCACGCACGCGCGCCGUAAAAUGCCAUGGCAACCGAACGAUGACCCGACCGAGGGUAUAUAAGGUCAGCGCACUUUCUGAACGUUCCCUUUGCUCUUUGACUUGAACGCGAACUUUAAACCUCCCGUGAAAGCAAACUGCUGAGAACAAAACCUUUGAGUUUUUGACUACUGAGCGGAUUCUACUGGAUACCGAUAUUGUUGGAGAAGUGAACUACUGUAUAACAUCUUUAGUGGAGCACAGACGAGGCUGAAACAGGCCCUCAGGAGCGGCGGAGGAGCGGCGGAGCAUCGAGGACGACCACCGGCUGAAGGAAGUUGGCUGA